Messenger RNA from Penicillium manginii, 1278 nucleotides. RefSeq lists its product as uncharacterized. Lineage: Eukaryota; Fungi; Ascomycota; Eurotiomycetes; Eurotiales; Aspergillaceae. The record is from RefSeq and is a predicted model, not a curated record. Gene Ontology annotation, molecular function: hydrolase activity. The transcript has 3 exons. The coding region runs from base 1 to 1278 and encodes 425 amino acids.
AUGUCUACAAAGUUGGAACUGAUCAACGCGUUGGAGUCCGACCAGGAGAGCCAAACACAAUUAUUGCAAUCAUUUAUUCGAGCCGCCUCGCCAAAUCCACCAGGAAACACCCAAGCUGCGGCCAAAGUACUGACUGAAUAUCUCAUUUCGAAAAAUAUCCCUUAUGAAAUCAUCGAGCCGAAGCCGGGAUGUCCAAAUAUUGCCAGUGAAUUCUCCGGGGGCAAUGGUCCGGGUCCGCGAGUUGUUCUAAAUGGUCAUAUCGAUGUUUUCCCGGUCGAUGAGAAUGCUCCCGGGUGGAUUCGUGAUCCUUGGUCGGGAGAUCUGGUUGAUGGGCGUGUUCAUGGUCGGGGUGUUGUUGACAUGAAGUCUGGAACCGCGUGCCUUGUCAUUGCUUAUGCAUAUCUCUAUGCUAGAAGAAAAUCACUUAGUGGAAGUGUCGCUCUUUGUGCUGUGUCUGACGAGGAGACUGGCGGUAGAUGGGGAACGCAGUAUCUCAUUAGAGAAGAUAAAUCCAGGUGGGGAGGAGAUGUGAUGCUGAGCACCGAGCCGACGGGUCAGACUAUUCGCUUUUCUGAGAAGGGAACUUUGAGGCUUUCUGGGACUGUCACUACAAAGGCCGCUCAUGGAGCCUAUUUGAAUCUCAGCCAAGGGGCGAUUCGAACAGCGGCCGAGUUUCUGAGCGCUGUCAUCGGAGAUGUCGAAAGCAUCGAGCCGAAUCCUCCACCUGAGAUUGCCAAGUAUUUGACCGAUCCGAAGGUUCUUGCCGUCGUGGAUGAAGCCAUGGGGCCAAAUACUUCAUCGAUCAUCGCUAGGCCAACUGUUAAUAUCGGAACGAUCAAAGGUGGCGUCAAGGUAAACAUGAUACCAGAUCAUUGCAGCUUUGAGCUUGAUAUCCGGCUACCAGUCGGCCUUGUCGCUAGCGAAGUGAUGACUGUGCUCGAAUCAGCAGCGUUGAAAUAUCCAGACGCAAAGAUGGAGUUCAAGAAGCAAGAAGCAGCUAGUAACCCGGCCAGUUUCUCACCUAUUGAUCACCCAAUCAUAGCCAUCAUCAAAGAAAACGCAGAGAAUGCGGGGGCUUUACAUGCAGUGGCAAUUCCAUCUAUGGGAGCUACGGAUUGCAAACAUUACCGAUAUGCGGACAUUCCUGCCUACGUUUACGGAUGUAGCCCGUUGAGCAUGGCGUCUGUAAACGAGUCUGCUUCGCUUGACGAGUUCUUCCAUGUAACCAAAGUGCAUGCAUCCACAGUCUGGGAUUAUCUGGGAAAGGGAGACUCGUAG